Nothobranchius furzeri (turquoise killifish) is the source of this 2609-nucleotide messenger RNA. RefSeq names its product pleckstrin homology domain-containing family A member 1. NCBI's taxonomy places the organism in Eukaryota, Metazoa, Chordata, Actinopteri, Cyprinodontiformes, Nothobranchiidae. The record is from RefSeq and is a predicted model, not a curated record.
CUCUCUACAAACGAUCUUUGGCCUCCACUCCGCAGCGUGACGGAGACAGAUUCAUGUUCUGGAUAUGAGGAGAUGGGCUGAGGCGCAGAGGACAAACUGAACAACAUCGACACCGCCGAGUGGGGCUGUUACAGAUAAGAAGACUUUAGAGGAAUUCCUCCCCAUCCCACUCGUCAGCGCUCCUCGCUCUCCCCUCCCGGCCUCAGCAGGCCAGGGAAUGUCCCGGCGGUGAGAUGCCUUAUGUGGACCGACAGAACCGCAUCUGUGGCUUUCUGGACAUUGAGGAGAAUGAGAGCAGUGGAAAGUUUCUCCGACGUUACUUCAUAUUGGACACACAGCAGGGGAGCUUGGUGUGGUUCAUGGACAACCCACAGAAUCUUCCUGUUGGUACAGACUGCGUCGGCUCGCUCAAGCUCACCUACAUCUCCAAGGUCAGCGAUGCUACUAAGCUGAGACCAAAAGCGGAGUUCUGCUUUGUCAUCAAUGCGAAGAUGAGGAAGUACUUCCUGCAGGCCAAUGAUCAGCAGGACCUGGUGGAUUGGGUCAACACUCUCAAUAAAGCCACAAAGAUCACUGUGCCAAAGUUAUCUGACAACCAGCAGAACUCGGAGAACCAGAGGGCUUUGCCUGACGUCGUGGGACCCAAGAAACAAGUUUCCUACAAGACGGAGAUAAUUGGAGGCGUGCCCAUUGUCACUCCGACACAGCACGAAGGCGGUGACGUUGCAAACAAAUCAGAGCGUGAGGCGAUGCAGCGUUCCCACAGCCAGCUGCCAUAUUUCUUGGGAAGGACAGCUCAGGACCACACUGUCAUCAAGUCGGGGUACUGCGUCAAGCAAGGAGCUGUAAUGAAGAACUGGAAACGUCGUUAUUUCCUCCUGGAAGAAAACUCCAUGAGUUACUUCAAGUCAGAUUUGGAGAAAGAGCCUCUGAGGAUGAUCCCGCUAAAAGAAGUUCAUAAAGUCCAGGAGUGCAAACAGAGUGACAUCAUGAUGAGAGAUAAUCUGUUUGAAGUUGUCACAACAUCAAGGACGUUUUAUAUCCAGGCGGACAGUCCAGAGGAGAUGCACAGCUGGAUCAAGGCUGUCUCGGGGGCCAUUGUGGCCCAGCGGGGGCCCGGGAGGUCGGCUGCCACUGACCUCGGCAGCCGCUCCACAUUCUACCGCAGCCCAGCAAGUACCCCCGUCCCUCGCACGCCAAUAUCUGCAGUGCCACCGAGCUACUCAGAGCGGGGGUCCGCUGUCCCGUGCGACCCACACUCACAGCCUGGCAUGGGACAGCGAGCACUUCAUGAGCCUGCUGCCACGCCCCAUUCACAGCCACGCGUCGGCACGCCUGUCCCUGCAGGAGACGCGCCUGGCAAAGUGACCCGUCAGCCACCCGCGACUUCCAUCGCUAACUCGGAUGAGUCGCCUUGGCGACGGCGGAGCAGCUUUGAGCCCCAUAUGCCCAAAACUCGCCUCAGCAUGGAUGAUGUUGAUCUGCCAGUGAGCGAGGUCUGACCUGCUCCACUGCUCUGGCUUCUCUUGAUGGACUAACAGGAAGCCCCGCUCGACUAAACAAAGCUACAUCACAUCCGAGAUGGGUCCGAACUGCACUUAUGUGCCAAAGACAGCACAGUGGCCACCUAAACCCUUCCUCCUUACCCCUGACUUAGAACGGCACAGUUACCUACAGAGUCGACGCUGAAGCUGUUUGACUUGUUCUGAAUAAAAUUCAGCCACAGAGCUUUAUUUUAACAUAUAUGGGGACAUCGAUGUUUGUGACCACUUUGUGCCAAUUAAAUAAGGGAGCUUUUAAGGAUGCAAAUUGUUCCUCAUGUCUGAAAUGAGCGUUUAAAUUUGGGAUCGGCUUCCCGUCACCUCAUGAAUCAACAGCUUUAUUCACUUGCUCAAAGCAACACUGUAGACACAUUUAGUCCUGGAAAAGUUGCCAUAGAUCCUUUUAUAUUUUUUAUCCACACCAGGGUUCAGAUCCGAUUCAAGUCCUCUGGGACUUUACUGAUCACAGAUGUUGAAGCGAAUCCAACUCUGCUUGUUGAUUUAAAGGAUCAAAGAUGCACAAGGAGGAGGAAACGCGAGAAAUAAUGAGUGGGCGUGUACUAAAGGGCUGAAUUCCACUCUGAACGACGUGAAAGCAGCAGCUUUUUAAGUGAAAGAGAAGUGCAAUUCUGUAAUUUACAAUAAAAAACAAGUCUCCGCUAACGAUCAGCCUUAUGUUCUGACAUAAUAACGACCAUACUGUACGAAGCCUGACAUUAGUCACAUCAGUUGCAUGCUAAUAUUUUUAAAAUCCUUCAGGUGUUUGUUAUUUACUAAAGCUCUGGAUGUUGUGUUUAUUUUUUAUUAUUAUUGUUUAUUGUGCUUUUAAACCUGUCCCACUUCUGUUUUCUCGUGUUAAUAUCACCAGUCUGAUUCAAGGCAGCUGCCACACCGUGUCAUUUACAAUACUCCACUGUAAUCCUGCUCAGUAAUGCACACUAAUCAUGUUUUUGUUGUUAUUCCUCUGGAGCCAAGUUGUUUCACUCCCGUUUCAGUCUGGUGUAACUGGUUUGAAUUGCUUCUAUUUAUUAAGUGGAUGACUUGAAAGAAAUAAACACUGAAAAUUUG